This is a messenger RNA of Meriones unguiculatus (Mongolian gerbil), 2618 nucleotides long. It is a transcript of the gene Slc39a4, whose product is annotated as solute carrier family 39 member 4. The record is from RefSeq and is a predicted model, not a curated record. Gene Ontology annotation, molecular function: zinc ion transmembrane transporter activity. Bases 484 to 2472 code for a protein of 662 amino acids. Gene Ontology annotation, biological process: intracellular zinc ion homeostasis; zinc ion import across plasma membrane. The transcript has 12 exons. Gene Ontology annotation, cellular component: membrane. NCBI's taxonomy places the organism in Eukaryota, Metazoa, Chordata, Mammalia, Rodentia, Muridae.
UCUAAGCUGCUUGAGCUGGGAGGCAGCUGGUGAAGGGUGGGAGGUAGGUCUAAGGGCUCUCCUGAAAAUGUCAAAUAGAACACCCAUAUUUGACUUGGCAACUAAUAGGAAGCUCUGCCCCCUCCCCUAGCCUGAGGCAAGAUCACAGGAGGCCCUCAGGGAACAGAGGAAGCCCUGAGUGGCGGUUCUGGGUAUGGCAGGAGAGGGCAUGCACACGCCACCCACCUAAGAAAAGGGACCCAACUCCAGCCCUAGCCUCAAGAGGCAGCAGCUCCUUGCCCCCAAGCUUUCAGGGAGGAUCUACCACUGGAAUGGCUAACCCAGCAGCCAAUCACAGAGCCCUGCAGGAAAUACCUGGGAGAGGUCCUGAAGUAGAACCCAGCCCCAGUCUGGCCCCAGGCAGCCCCAGCAGUCUCUAGUCAGCCCAGACGCCAGCAGUCCUCACAGAGCACCAAAGCAAGAAGCGCUCUGGGGGCCUGAGGCAUGGUGUCCCCAGCUCCGCUCACCCAGGGGCUCCUGUUGGCUCUGCUGGUCAUCACAGCAGCUGUAGUCCAGCCCAACAGCCUGCUAAACCUUCUCACCUCGGGACGGGAUGCUCUGGAUCGCCAGGCACUGGACCGCCUGUUAAAUACGCUGGCGGCCCGUGUGCACUGCACCGACGGGCCGUGUGAAAAGUGUUUAUCUGUGGAGGAUGUCUUGGCCCUAGCCGGAACUGGCAAGCCUCAGCCUGCCCCUGAACCAGUCCUGGAGUCCAGAUACAUUGGCCACCUUAGUGCUGCUGCCGCCCUCUAUCUUAGCAACCCAGAGGAAACAUGCAAGGACAUCCAAGCUGGCCUCUUGGCCUCCCAUGUGGACGAUUACCUGACCACACUGGAGAGUCCAGAGGCCAUGACCCUGGGUCUGAGCCAGCUACUGCAGAAGAUUGAGGCCCAUGCUGCCCACCACCCCAACGGGAAGGAGACCUGUGUAGAUGUUCCCCAGCUGCUGGAGGAGGCUGAGGAAGCCGGAGAUCCCGGAAGUCCCAGCCUGGUCCUGACAGCCUUGCUGGAUCAUGUCGUUAAUGGGUCCUGCUUCCAAGGCCUGCCUAGCCCUCAGUAUUUUGUGGACUUUGUGUUCCGGCAGCAGAGUAUUGAGGCUCCCAACAUGACCCUAUCUGAACUGGAGGUUUUGAUGCACCACCUUGGGUUGGGUGGAGAGGACCACAGUCACCAUGAUGACAACCACAGUCACCAGGAUGACGACCACAGUCACCUGGACAGGGAAGCCAGCCACCAAGACUCUGAGCCCCAUGCUACCCACAAUAGCAACUCCAGCGUAUGGGACAUGUUGUGCCUGAGUGCCAAAGAUGUGAUGGCUGUAUACGGGCUAGCUGAAGAGGCUGGGGUGAGCCCUCAGGCCUGGGCCCAGCUGACCCCUGCCUUGGUCCAGCAGCAGCUAAGUGAGGCCUGCAGCCACCACUCCAGUACCCAUAUUCAGGGCCAGCUCACCCAAACAGAGAGUUAUCUGUACGGCUCCCUGGCUACCCUGAUCAUCUGCCUCUGCGCUGUGUUCGGCCUUCUCCUGCUGACCUGUGCCAGGUGCAGCACGGUCACCCACUACGUCAUGCAGACCUUCCUGAGCUUGGCUGUGGGCGCCCUCACAGGCGAUGCGCUUCUGCACCUGAUACCCAAGGUGCUGGGACUGCACACACACAGUGGGGAAGGUCACGCCCACGAGGAGGUGGGCAUUGGUGCACAGUCCACCUGGCGCUUGCUGGCUGUACUUGGAGGCCUCUACAUCUUCUUCCUGUUUGAGAGCUUCUUUAACCUCCUACUGCCCAGGGACCAGAAUUCUGAGAAGGAUGGGCCUUGCAGCCACGGUGGACACAGCCAUGGAGUGUCGCUGCAGCUGGCACCCAGCAAUCUCCGGCAGUCCAAACAGUCCCAUGAGAGCUCCCGCUCAGACUUGGUGACAGAGGAAAGCCCAGAACUACUGAACCCAGAGUCCCAGAGGCUGAGAGCAGAGCUGAGGCUGUUGCCCUAUCUGAUCACGCUGGGCGACGCCGUGCACAACUUCGCUGAUGGGCUCGCUGUGGGGGCAGCCUUCUCAUCCUCCUGGAAGACUGGGCUGGCCACUUCAUUGGCAGUGUUCUGCCAUGAGCUGCCGCACGAACUGGGGGACUUCGCUGCUCUGCUGCACGCUGGGCUGACUGUGAGGCGUGCACUGUUGCUGAACCUGGCCUCCGCACUCACAGCAUUCGCUGGCCUCUACGUGGCUCUGGCAGUCGGAGUAGAUGAGGAGGGCGAGGCUUGGAUUCUGGCUGUAGCCACCGGCCUCUUCCUUUACGUGGCACUCUGUGACAUGCUCCCAGCCAUGAUGAAGGUGCAGGACCAGCGGCCCUGGCUUCUUUUCCUGCUCCACAACGUGGGUCUGCUGGGUGGCUGGACCGUCCUGCUGCUGCUGUCAUUGUACGAAGACAACAUCACUUUCUGACAGCUCCAUCCCCUCCCAUCCUCAUCCCUGUCUGUUGACUCUGCCUUACCUCCUUAAGCCAUCUAACUUUUGGAUCAACUGGGUAGCCUGAAGGUUCAGGCCUCAUUUCCCUGCUCUGAUUUCAAUAAAGACCUCUUGUCCAUCAA